Messenger RNA from Setaria italica (foxtail millet), 1641 nucleotides. RefSeq names its product short-chain dehydrogenase TIC 32, chloroplastic. The record is from RefSeq and is a predicted model, not a curated record. Bases 442 to 1404 code for a protein of 320 amino acids. The transcript is spliced from 9 exons. Lineage: Eukaryota; Viridiplantae; Streptophyta; Magnoliopsida; Poales; Poaceae.
GUGAAAACUGAAGAGGAUUUAUCUUAUUCUCUGUUUCUCGAGAACUCUGUCCCAUGGUGUCCAAGAAUUCCCCAGGUUGGCAAGCGUGCGUGUGUAUACUGAGAAUCAGAUCACAAGCCCGCACCAGCACGAUCCGGCUCCAAUCCCUUUCCGGCCUCUUCCUCCGUGGUCCGUGCGUCUUCCUCUUCGUCUCCCUAGCUUCCGGCCCCGUCCCGCGUUGGCGUUGUUGCGCUUCUACUCCCCAACCAAACUUCUACCCGCGCCCCCCAACCAUAAAUAAACUCCCCACUCUCCCCCCUGCAUCCUCUUCCCAUGCACGCCCGCCUCCGUUUCCGCCCUCCGCUCCAUUUCCCGGCGCAUUAAACAAAGUCGCGAGUUUGGUUCAGUUUCAGUUGGGUUCAGUUCCUGUGUUCUUGGAGUUGAGGGGUCGAGUCGGCGGCGAUGGGUAUCCUCUCGCUCAUCACCGGCAAGGCGGGCGCCAGCGGGUUCGGGUCGGCGUCCACGGCGGAGCAGGUCACCGACGGCGUCGACGCCAGCCGCCUCACCGUCGUCAUCACAGGAGGAGCUAGUGGCAUUGGUCUGGAGACAUCAAGAGUCUUCGCCCUUAGAGGAGCCCAUGUCAUCAUUGCCGCGAGAAACACUGAGGCUGCAUCAGAAGCAAGGAAGACCAUCAUGGAGAAGAACCCAAUGGCACGUAUUGAUGUUCUGAAGCUUGACCUCAGCUCCCUCAAGUCUGUCAGGGCUUUUGCUGACCAGUUCAACUCGAUGAAACUUCCUCUGAACAUCUUGAUAAAUAACGCAGGUGUAAUGUUCUGCCCUUUUCAACUGUCUAAAGAUGGAGUUGAGAUGCAAUUCGCCACCAAUCAUCUCGGGCACUUUCUGCUUACCAAUCUCCUCCUUGAUAAUAUGAAAGCCACUGCCAAGUCUACGGGUAUUGAGGGUCGCAUUGUGAACUUGUCAUCAGUUGCCCACCACCAUACAUACCCAAAGGGAAUUGACUUCGACAAACUCAACGAUGAGAAAAUAUACAAUGAUAAAAUGGCUUACGGACAAUCUAAGCUGGCAAACUUACUGCAUGCGAAGGAGCUCUCUAGACGGCUCAAGGAAGAAGGAGCAAACAUCACAGUUAACAGUGUUCAUCCUGGAUUGAUCAUGACCAAUUUGAUGAGGCACUCCUUUGUUCUCAUGAAGGUGCUUCAAGUUGCAACUUACAUUCUGUGGAAAAAUGUGCCCCAGGGAGCAGCAACUACUUGUUAUGUAGGACUGAACCCACAGCUGAGGGGAGUGACAGGAAAGUACUUUGCUGACUGCAACGUGGAGAAGACGAGCAAACUGUCGAGAAACGAUGAGUUGGCAAAGCAACUCUGGGACUUCAGCGAGGAGCUGAUCAAGUCUGCGCAAUGAGAGCCAGAAGAGCUGGAUUAGAGAGGUGUUCCGAUUCUGAUUGGCAUGUGGCGUUACUAGUGAUGACUGGUUAAUGUGUAGCAGUGGUUAUAGGAACCUGAGCAAUGGUGGAGCUCAUGGUGUUCAGGAAUAAAUCUCCAUGCAUGCUUUCCUAGAUUAUUCUGGUGUGACAAAGAUCAACAUGUGUGCUCUUGUUAAUAUUCGUCCAAUAUAUGUGCAGUUCAGUUCUGGUUUGAA